UUCUGGGAGAAGAGUCGGAGUGAGGAGAUCAGAGUUGAAGGGGCGGAGGGCAGAUGGGAUGCGCAACAUGAGUUCGAAUUAAGGGGACCAGUACCCCACUAGAAGCUAGGUGCAGUAGACCCAGUCUGGUUCAGCAGGGUGUGAGCUCCGUGGGAACUAAGUGGUAAGGUGUCGGGGAGGGGGACCCAGAUAUUCGUAAAGACGAGGACGGGAAGUUGAGGUUGAGUUGGGGUCGUGAGAAACUGCUUUCUUGCUCUCCGAAGCCAUGAGAAAUGGGAAAAAGGGAAGAGACCGGAUCCGAAUGAGUAUUUUUGGACACUCUCUGGUCUUCUCCAGGUUCUAAAUGGCUUCUAAGAAGUUGGGUGCAGAUUUUCAUGUAUGACUUCUCCUUGGAAAAGAAAACCGUCGAGUGGGCUGAAGACAUUAAGAAAAUCCAAGAAGCCCAGCGGGAAGCUGAGUGCAAAGUGGAAGAAGCAGAAGCUAAAGUGAGUUCUAAGAGUGGCCCAGAGGGUGACAGCAAAAUGAGCUUCUCCAAGACUCAGAGUGUAGCCACCAUGCCACCUCCCAUUAACCCCAUCCUUGCCAGCUUACAGCACAACAGCAUCCUCACCCCGACUCGGGUCAGCAGCAGUGCCACGAAACAGAAAGUUCUCAGCCCGCCUCACACGAAGGCAGAUUUCAAUCCUGCUGACUUUGAGUGUGAAGAGGACCCUUUUGAUAAUCUGGAGUUAAAAACUAUUGAUGAGAAGGAAGAGCUGAGAAACAUUCUGGUAGGAACCACUGGACCCAUUGUGGCUCAGCUAUUGGACAAUACCUUGCCCGGAGGAGGCUCUGGAUCUGUAUUACAGGAUGAGGAGGAGGUCCUAGCAUCCUUGGAGCGGGCGACUCUAGAUUUCAAGCCUCUUCACAAACCCAAUGGCUUUAUAACCUUACCACAGUUGGGCAACUGUGAAAAGAUGUCGCUGUCUUCCAAAGUGCCCCUUCCCCCCAUCCCUGCAGUAAGCAAUAUCAAAUCCCUAUCUUUCCCCAAACUUGACUCUGAUGACAGCAAUCAGAAGACAGCCAAGCUGGCGAGCACUUUCCAUAGCACAUCCUGCCUCCGCAAUGGCACGUUCCGGAAUUCCUUAAAGCCUUCCACCCAGAGCAGUGCCAGUGAGCUCAAUGGGCAUCCUGCUCUUGGGCUUUCCGCUUUGAACUUGGACAGCGGCACAGAGGUGCCAACCCUGUCUCCCUCCUCCCAGAUGCCUUCCCUCUCCAUCUUGUCUGUGUGCACAGAAGAAGCGUCACCUCUAAAUACUGGUCUUACGGUCACCCCUCCUAAUUUCUCAAUGUCACAAGUGCCCAACACUGCCACCUGUCCCCAGGCCUAUUCUGAACUGCAGACGCUGUCUCCUAGCGAGCGGCAGUGUGUGGAGACGGUGGUCAAUAUGGGUUACUCAUAUGAGUGUGUCCUGAGAGCCAUGAAGAAGAAAGGAGAGAAUAUUGAGCAGAUUCUCGACUACCUGUUUGCACACGGACAGCUCUGUGAGAAGGGCUUCGACCCUCUUUUGGUGGCAGAGGCUCUGGAAGUGCACCAGUGCUCAGAAGAAAAGAUGAUGGAAUUUCUUCAGUUAAUGAGCAAAUUUAAAGAAAUGGGCUUUGAACUGAAAGACAUUAAAGAAGUUUUGCUAUUACACAACAAUGACCAGGAAAAUGCUCUGGAAGACCUCAUGGCCCGGGCAGGAGCCAGCUGAGAACAGGCCUGGCCUUGGCCUUGCCACGGA
Molecule: messenger RNA, 1763 nt
Organism: Echinops telfairi (small Madagascar hedgehog)
Lineage: Eukaryota; Metazoa; Chordata; Mammalia; Afrosoricida; Tenrecidae
Gene: UBAP1
Product: ubiquitin associated protein 1
Exons: 6
Coding region: 375-1733 (452 amino acids)
Biological process (GO): ubiquitin-dependent protein catabolic process via the multivesicular body sorting pathway
Cellular component (GO): ESCRT I complex
Molecular function (GO): ubiquitin binding
Source: RefSeq, a predicted model, not a curated record